ACUUCAAAGUUAUAGAAUCAUUUGCAAUUUGCUAAAACCUCAUACUCAUAGCCCUAAAAAUGGAUGAACCAUAUGGUAAAGCCGAUUUCUAUUUUGAUUCAUAUGCUUGCUGAGAUUCUGAUUGUGAAGAUUACUUCAGGGUCAAUGGGGAUUUUUCACAUAGAUCCUACCCCUUCUCAAGAUAACACUCCCAUGCGUCCUGAAAGGUUCAUAGAAAAUUCUGUACAUGACAAAGUUCGUGGUGUGGAUGAUGAACCUUCACCAAAUGAUAUGAAAAAACAACUAAUUGAGCUCUUUUGUGAGGGCUUCAACAGUACUGCCUCUAUGAAUGUUGAUCAAAAUUUAGGUCAGCCAGAAGACAAACUUGCAAACCUUGCCCAACCUGAAAGAUCUACCAUGAAAAGCUUAGCUGCAUCAAUACCAAACUCCACACCUAGUGGUGAAAUAACUCCAUAUAGAGGAUCCAUACCCAAAAAUGAGAAAUCAAACCAGUCUACACAAUGCUGCCUUCCAGGUUUGGUGUGAAGCCUGAGCUUUGGUGAGAGAAAGCGGUUGAACCCUCGCAAAACUAAUGGUUUGUAAGCCAAAUGUUUAUGUUGUAUGAAUCCUUUUAGAAUUUCACACUUCAGAAUUACCAUUUUGGUAAGAAAGCCAAAAUCUCAAU
Rubroshorea leprosula is the source of this 664-nucleotide messenger RNA. The record is from the annotation of a GenBank genome assembly. Lineage: Eukaryota; Viridiplantae; Streptophyta; Magnoliopsida; Malvales; Dipterocarpaceae.